AUGUGGAACGACGAGGACAAUAACCCGUACGGCACCAGCUUUGACAGGCGCGACUCGCAAUCGUCGUCUAUCAAUCCGACCUCGCCGUCAACUCGUAAUUAUCAGCCGUUCGAGGCUCCUCAGACACCCACCUCCGAAAGCGAUGACGAUCAUAGGCAAUUUGAUCACAGCGCAAGGCAUGGUGGUAGCGAUGACGAUGGAGACUUGUCACAAGAUGCAGGCCCCAAGCGCAAGCCUGGAGGUUACGACAGUCGAAUCGAACAAAUCCUCUACGAGAACCCCAAACUGUCCAUCAUCAUUACAGAUGCCGGUAAGAGCAUAGAGAGCGGUGGCAGAUAUAUCGUUUACACGAUCAAGACUGGUGACCUUGAAGUGCGCCGUCGGUACUCAGAGUUCGCUUCCCUUCGCGACGCCCUGACACGCCUUCAUCCUACACUCAUCAUUCCCCCCAUUCCCGAGAAGCACACCAUGGCUGAUUAUGCUGCAAACCCCACCAAUGCGAAGCAAGAUCAGCAGAUCAUUGAUCUUCGAAAGCGUAUGCUGGCGGUAUUUCUCAAUCGCUGUCGGCGAAUGGACGAGGUCCGAACAGACGGAGUUUGGUGGCGAUUUCUCGACCCCAAUGCUAGCUGGAGUGAGGUCCUACACUCUCACCCUGUGGCAUCCAUUCCCAAGUCGAUUCUGAAAGCGCCUCCACUGAACCCUGCGAACCCAACUCCCGCCCACCACUACCUACCAGUCCCGGCAGCAUCGGCAAAGCUGAAAACAGUGGCUGGCACCAACCACGAUCACAGCUCAGGUCAUAUCCAAGCAGGACCUCAUGCCUUCGGCCGAUUCCCGCCUGAGGGGCAUAAUCUUGGCGAACAGGAACUGGACCCUUACUUCAUCUCAUACGAAUCCUCGAUCAAGGAGCUCGAGCAACUUUUGACCGGUCCAAUGGAGAAAGUAAACCGCCGAACUCUCAGUCAUCUUUCAUCGUUGGCCGCCGAUCUUUGUGAGCUGGGGUCUGUCUACAAUGCCUUUGCAGUUUCGGAGCAGGCGCCAUCACUCGGACCUGCAAUUGAGCGUAUAGGCCAGGCAGCUGAUUUGUCCUAUAUCGCAACAGAGGAGCUUUCAGGAUCGCUAGGCGCGAGCUUUGCUGAGCCCAUGCGUGAACAUGCGCAAUUCGCAGGCGUUGUUCGGAGCGUGCUAAAAUACCGCGUACUUAAGCGUGUUCAGCAAGAUUUGACUACAGAAGAGUUGAACAAGAAGCGAGCGCUGCUCGAUCAGUUAGAGCAGAGCGAAGCCGAAGCCCGAAGAAUCGAGAAUUACUUAUCUAGUAGCCAACAGAUUUCACCACCCCCAAAAAGAUCAACAAGCCUGAAGGAAUCAUCUUCUCAUCAACGGCGGGAAAGCAGCCAGGAGGAUACCGAAUCCAUCGACUCUGACUUCGCUUCUCAUACGCCUUCUGCCAGUCAAGGCCUACCCGAAAGGAGUACGAGUGCGCCCUCUCAUAAGAAGAUGCCAAGCGGUAACUCGAUAACGAACAAGAUCUUUGGUCCCAUCCGACAUGCAGUACAGGGGGUUGUUGAUGUCGAUCCGGAGAGAACACGUCGAGAUCUAAUCGGGAAGACAAGAGAAAGUAUUGGCCAACUGGAGCAGGCUCAAGUUAUUUCAGAGCGAGAUGUCAAAGAGGCCAGCGCUAGCGUUUUGAAGGAUAUGAAACGGUUCCAGAAGGAUAAGGAGGAUGACUUGCGACGAUACAUGCUCGCGUACGCACAAAGCCAAAUCGAAUGGGCAAAGAAGAGCAAGCAACAGUGGGAAGAAGCUCGUGCAGAGGUGGAAAAGAUUGACGAGUAUUGA
This is a messenger RNA of Fusarium sp. VM40, 1839 nucleotides long. The record is from the annotation of a GenBank genome assembly. Lineage: Eukaryota; Fungi; Ascomycota; Sordariomycetes; Hypocreales; Nectriaceae.